AUGACAAGGCAUAGCAAAAAUAACACAGCCAAUCCUAUAUUUACAUACCAUGAGAGGAAAAAAGUUACCGAUGCAGGAACCUUAAAAGAAAGAAUAGGAAAAGACUCCAUGAGAAAAUUUGAACAAUGCUGGAUAUGUCUAAGAAAUGCAGAAAAACCUGUGAGUACACCACAUGGACAUAUAUUUUGCAAAAUCUGUAUAGUCAAUAAUUUUUUAGCACAAAAAAAAGUUUACGCAAAAAAAAAAAAAGAAUAUGAUGAAUAUAUUAAUGAUAUGAAGAAGAAAAAAAAUGAAGAGACUUCUUACCAGAUGGAACUGGAGAAAAGGAAGUUUGUAGAGGAACUUGAAAAAAUUGAUAAUUGUGAACAUGUUCAGAAAGAGGAACAGAAGAAUCUACAUGAUAUAUCAAACAAUUUUUGGCUAGCACAUAACAAAAAGGUGAAAAAGGAAAUUGUCAAAAAGAAACCUAAUCCACCAUCUAAGAAUUUGACUUGUCCAAUUAGUAGGAAAACAUUAAAAAUGGCCGAUCUAAUAACUAUUAAUCCAGAGGUCUCACGGAACACCGAUACUUCCGGGGAAGAGGAGAGAUGGAUUUGUUCCUAUUCCAAAAAGAACAUUGAUCAUCAUGAGGCUGUUCUCAUUAAAAAAACAGGAAAAAUAAUUUUAAAGUCCAUUUUUGAAAAAUUCAUAUACGGGAAAAAGAACUCCCUAGAAAUUACUGUCGAGGAUGGGGACUUUAUCCAUUUGAAACCUGGAGGGACAGCCUUCUGCUCUCAUAGCAGUGUCGAGAAGACCAUGUAUCGAGAGUCACUUCUAUGA
Molecule: messenger RNA, 819 nt
Organism: Plasmodium gonderi
Lineage: Eukaryota; Apicomplexa; Aconoidasida; Haemosporida; Plasmodiidae
Product: zinc finger protein
Exons: 6
Coding region: 1-819 (272 amino acids)
Cellular component (GO): nucleus
Molecular function (GO): ubiquitin protein ligase activity
Source: RefSeq, a predicted model, not a curated record